This is a messenger RNA of Aplosporella prunicola CBS 121167, 1284 nucleotides long. RefSeq lists its product as uncharacterized. The coding region runs from base 1 to 1284 and encodes 427 amino acids. The transcript has a single exon. The record is from RefSeq and is a predicted model, not a curated record. Lineage: Eukaryota; Fungi; Ascomycota; Dothideomycetes; Botryosphaeriales; Aplosporellaceae.
AUGACUUCUUCCUCAAUAGAAAACAUCGAUAUCGCAUCUGUGCCUGCUGUGGUGCAGUUCAACGACGAUGGCGAAUCUAACACCUUCCUUCCCCCAUCGGACACACAUUCCGUGACGUUUUCGCUGCGCCUCGACGCCGCCACCAAAUCCGCCUUCGCCAAGCUGCGCGUUGACAUCGCAGCGAGGGCAUCCCGCCGUCCCGUCCCCGUGUUUCUCUACAUCAAACCCGAGCGCAUCACAUCCCUCUCCGCAGAAGAGGCGGCAGAGACCCCUCCCGCCGUCCAAUCCCAGCUCAAGACGACCCUCACGCGUCUCGACUUCACCCUGCGCGUCCCCGCCGACCUCAUCGCGCCACCGCAACCGCCUGUCCCAAAGAACAAAGCCGCCGGCGAUGUCCUUGCAGUCCUGGAUGCUUUGGCUGCAGCCACGACUUUCUCAAUCUACAUACCCAGCACACACCUCCCGCACAGCCAGGCACAGUCGUUGUGCAAACUUGCGCGCGAUGGCGAGCUCCGGGCGCUGGAGAGCGAGGCGGGGACUGCACAUUUACACCAGGGAAAGGGCGGAAGAGUGUGCGCGCCUGGUGAGCUGAUUGGGAGGAAACUGGAGGAGAAAGCUAGGUCCGAUGAGCCUGCUGGCCCUAGUGCUGGUGCGGAGAGCCCGCCGUCGUAUGACGAGCUGGGAUUGUCGCCGCCGCCACUGUCGCAGCCUCCGGCCAAGAAACGACGCGUUGAGAAGCUUACUUCGUCGGACGUGAAGUCCAACACUGCGAGUAGUAGGACUCUCGAUGCUGCGGCAAUUCAGGCUCUUUGCCAGGAGACGUACAGGAAGAUGCUGCGCGAGUCGCAGGCCGAGCAACAGGCAUGCAUUGACGAGCAGAUCCAGCAGAGCAUGCGGGAUCUUGAGACACGGAUGCUGGAGAAGGUGGACGAGCGGCUAGACGCGCUGCGGCGUGAGAUGGAUGUCGUGCGGGAGCAGCAGGUCCGCACGCGCGAGGCGGUGCACGAAUCGCUGGAACAGGUGCGAGAUGAGCAGCAAGAAGGGCUGUGGGAGGUUCGCGAAAAAAUUAAUGAGGUGCGGGAAGAGUUGAAGGGCGAUUAUGACGACUGCAGGGAGGCGGCUGCGGAUGAGGGCGCGGAGCUGGCGGACCAGCAAUGCGAGGAGCGGUUUUAUGGCUUGAGGAUUGAGAUGCGGGAGUAUGUCGAGGAGGAGCUGCAGGGCGUCGAGGAGAGGAUCAAGGGCGGUUUGGCCGAGAUGACGUUUUCGUUGGACUUUGACAACUGA